Molecule: messenger RNA, 567 nt
Organism: Blepharisma stoltei
Lineage: Eukaryota; Ciliophora; Heterotrichea; Heterotrichida; Blepharismidae
Source: the annotation of a GenBank genome assembly
AUGUUUUGGCCUAUUUUGAUUAAUCUUUUAGGAUUAGCAUUCUCAAGGAUUCAUCAUACUGAGAUAACGAGCCGAGUAUAUUUUGACAUUUCUCUUGGCGGUGAGCCAACUGGGCGAAUUGUAUUUGGACUAUAUGCUAAAGUAGCACCUAAAGCUGCAGAGAAUUUUCGUGCCCUUUGCACAGGAGAAAACGGAGAGAACUCUGAUGGUGUAAGACUUCACUAUAAGGGCACAUCAUUCAAUAAGAUCGUGAAAAAAAGACUAAUUCAAGGAGGGGAUAUUGAUGGGCAUGGAGGUGUAAGCAUUUAUGGCAAAAGUUUUCCAGCAGAAGAAUUUAAGCUCAGCCAUUCCGCCCCUGGUAUACUAUCAAUGGUAAAUGAUGGUUCCAACACACAUGGAUCUCAAUUUUUCAUCACUACUCGAGGAGUGCCUUCAUUUGAUGGGAAGAAUCUUGUUUUUGGCGAAGUAAUCGAUGGAUUUGAUGUAGUGAAGAAAAUAGAAGAGUAUGGGUCGAAGCCUGAAAAUGAGCUAUCAUCAAUAAAGAUCACAGACUCAGGAGAACUUUAA